CCGCGAUCAUCAUGGAAGAAUCCAGGCGAAUAAGUGCCCGACUCAAGCGCGAGAGAGAAGAGCUUCAAUUGCUCACCUCGCUCGCGGACCAGCUUUGCGAUAUAGAUCCAUUCCCGCCAGGGUACAACUACUCUAAGACGCUGAAGAAACUGGUUGGCAUUCUCGAGAAGCCGAACCGCACCGCCUUCUCCAGUCUCUCGUCGGACCCGGUCAUACACAGCAUCAUGGAGCAGAAUAUCGAGGUUCUGGACAUCAUUGGUCUAUCUUUCGAAGCCUUCGGGGCCAUAUCGAGUGCCGGACGCGACGAUAGGAUGACAAGCACGGUGCCCUUAACAUCAAUGCGGGCGUUGUGGCCUCAUAUCAUCCGAUGGGCAGUCACCCUACACCCUCCACUCCACCGUCCAACACUGCCCGACGGCGGAUCGACAGUGCGUAGAAUUAUCAGGGCGUACUUCAUGAUGAGUCUAGAGGGCACACCGGAUGCGAAUGUAUUCCUGCAAGCGCAUCCCAUCCUCAUCACGCACCUUAUCGACCUAUGGCUCCGCUUCCCUCAGUAUAUCGCUGCGUCGGAACCAGACGCUCUCGAGACCGUGGGAAUGCCAAUCAGUCUCAUGGAAUCACUCCAUCAUAUCCUUGUCCGCAAGGACACGUCCCCCUCUGGUGACGAUCGCGCGCUCUUUGUCAACCAUCUACGCCGAGCUCUAGGUGGCCAGCACACAGCCUACACCGUCAUGGCUCAGCACACGAACUAUCUCGUCCGUCUACCGCACAAGCCGGCCUUCAUGGACUUCCCUAUCCAACAGCAGAUCUGGGCGGAUCACUUCAAUCUCAUGAUCAAUGUCGUCAGCAUGCUGGAGUUCAAACGCGCGCGUAUCCCAGGAAAAGCUGUUUUCGCCGUCGUCGCAGGUGCUACGCGCUGCCUGGACACCGUCGAUACCCGUGAGGGUGCGCUCCUCGCCAUUCACCUGCUCGAUGUUCUAUGCCAAACGGCUUCGAGCAAUAAGGCGCUCGCAUACGCGAUGGAGGCGGGCGUCUUCGAUGUCUUGCGCAAGCUCGAGCAGAGCGCGUCGGAGGGGGCGCAUCUUGAUGGCCAUAUAGCUGGCUUCAUCCACUUCAUCUGCGCCGGGCUUUAUCAGGCGCGGGUCCUCCGCGCCUUCAUUCGCCGUCAUCCUAGGAAGCUCAUGCCGAGGCUCAAACCCGUACCGCCGACUGAGGUGUCUUGGACAAGCAUCGCGACCAUCUCUGACGCCGCUCGAGAGCUAUAUCGACAGUCGCACGAUCUGAAGGAAUGGAAAAAGGACCUCAUAAUGAGUUGGUGCGAGUUUGUCCAUGCGCGGAGGUGUACUACUGCUCGGGUAGCUGCCAGCGGCUGCACUACCCUAUACAUCGAGAGACUUGCUGUCGAGAAGCCGGGCCGUGGGGUCUUCAUGGCACGUGCCAUCUCCCUCGACGACACAUUCUUCAUCUGCAGCUCCACGCGAUUUUUCAUCAUCACCGCGUUCUCCAUGAUCAGGGAGCAGAUCAUCGAGGCGCUCGCAUCACGACGGAAAGCCGUGAAACCACCACUGGUAACGCAGCCGGUCAUUUUCUUCGAUCUCACGAAUAUUCUUUCCGGUGGGCGAAGCCAGGUGUACCUUCGCACGUCGUACAUGCCCGAUGCGACACCGCGUGCACAUAGUACCAUCCUCUCAGAAGUCGCUCUGCGGGCUGGAAAGCACUCAAUCACAAAGACCAUCCCGCUCAUCCUUGAUCUUGAAGACUUCGGUAUAUCCCAAUGA
This is a messenger RNA of Schizophyllum commune H4-8, 1778 nucleotides long. RefSeq lists its product as uncharacterized. NCBI's taxonomy places the organism in Eukaryota, Fungi, Basidiomycota, Agaricomycetes, Agaricales, Schizophyllaceae. Bases 12 to 1778 code for a protein of 588 amino acids. The transcript is spliced from 4 exons. The record is from RefSeq and is a predicted model, not a curated record.